AUGGAUUAUUCGAGACGAAGUCGACGUGAUCAGACUGAGACUGAAGCGAGUCACGCACGCUCGAAGAGUGCUGAUUACUUGAUGGAUAGCAAAAUGCGUGAAGAGUCGGCUCCACCGGAAAAUGAACUGCAAAAAUUCGGUGAGAAGACACCGAAUGUGUCAGAGCAUGAAAUGCGAUUCCGUAAAUCGACGGAGAAGUUGCACGUUCCUGAUUGGUAUCGUGAGAAGAAGGUCACAAAAGAAACCAAUUUAGACGCCUCAUUCGAUAGGUCUGAGCCACGCUCGACAACAACCUAUCAAACAAAGACGAGCGAUGUUCACACCUAUUCAUCGUCGUCCUCAUAUGCACCACGAGUCGAACGAACUGAUCGCUACGAAUCCAGCGAGCCGGCGAUGCAAACUCUGACCACUGACUUAAUACCGUAUGGAAUGUUCGAUAAGUACAAGAAUGAAAUCGAGGAAAUGCGUAGAAGUCGNUUUCAUUCGUAA
Messenger RNA from Anisakis simplex (herring worm), 489 nucleotides. The record is from the annotation of a GenBank genome assembly. Lineage: Eukaryota; Metazoa; Nematoda; Chromadorea; Rhabditida; Anisakidae.